Messenger RNA from Protopolystoma xenopodis, 462 nucleotides. NCBI's taxonomy places the organism in Eukaryota, Metazoa, Platyhelminthes, Monogenea, Polystomatidea, Polystomatidae. The record is from the annotation of a GenBank genome assembly.
AUGCAGGCUAUUAUUGAAGGAUAUAGUCCGGACCAAAGAGAUCGCUACUACAAAACACCGUUGAUGGUUGCCGCACGUUUGGGUAAUCUGGAAAUGACUAAGGCUCUUCUAGAGCUCGGAGCCGAUCCAAAUGCACAAGAUAACUUCAAAUGGACUCCAUUGCAUCACGCCGCCCACUCAGGCAUGGUUGAUGUGGCAGAACUGCUGAUACGUUAUGGAGCCAAUUUAGAUGCGGUUGCAUUGAACGGCGCUACCCCAAUCUUUCGAGCGGUCGAGUGUUCCCGCUUCAACUUAGUCGAUUAUCUUAUUAGAAAAGGCGUCAAAAUGCAAAUGGAAACUAGAAAAGGUGACAUCAAAAAUGUAUUUGCAUCUAAACGAAUUCAUUUUGUUACCUGCUUAGGCUGUGGUUAUUUUCGUCUGAAGAGGUAUAAAAGCGAUUUGACAGGCUGCGUGAUACAUUAA